Amyelois transitella is the source of this 2761-nucleotide messenger RNA. RefSeq names its product akirin. Gene Ontology annotation, cellular component: nucleus; chromatin. NCBI's taxonomy places the organism in Eukaryota, Metazoa, Arthropoda, Insecta, Lepidoptera, Pyralidae. Gene Ontology annotation, biological process: positive regulation of innate immune response; positive regulation of transcription by RNA polymerase II. Bases 260 to 847 code for a protein of 195 amino acids. The record is from RefSeq and is a predicted model, not a curated record. Gene Ontology annotation, molecular function: transcription coregulator activity. The transcript has 5 exons.
ACAACAACAUGUCAAAAUAAAUCCAGUGAAAAGUGUCGUAGAAUUUUGGAGUUAGAAGUGGACGAGCGGAGGGCGUAAAUAAUCUAUAAUAUUUGUAAAAAUCCUUUAAAUUAACGCUUUAGAAUUAAUCAUAAUUAACUUUCAUUACUUCGUUUUGCUACGUUUUAACAUUAUUUUUAUAGUGCUAAGUCUGUGACAAAAAUCGGGGAAUUCCAAAUAUUGUAUCAAGCAGAGGACGUUCGUUGGGCGUAAAAAGAAAAUGGCGUGUGCUACACUGAAAAGAAAUUUGGACUGGGAGUCCAUGACACAGACGCCUGCUAAAAGGCGAAGAUGUGCUCCAUUUGCAGCAAGUUCCAGCACAAGCCCUGGAUUAAAAGUGGCCGAGAGCAGAGCUACACCAUUUGGUGAAUCCGUUAGUGCACCUGCAAAACUGACUCCAGAGCGCAUGGCACAAGAGAUAUGCGACGAGAUCAAGCGACUACAGCGGCGCAGACAGCUGCGGGUUGCCACGGGCGCGGCGGCCUCGUGCUCCUCCUCCAGCGGCAGCGAGGGCGACUGCUCGCCACCGCACCACUCGUCGCACAAUUCACAGAAAAUGCACAAUCGCGCGCUCUUCACUUUUAAGCAGGUGCGCAUGAUUUGCGAGCGGAUGCUGCGCGAGCAGGAGGCGGCCCUGCGCGCCGAGUACGAGACGGCGCUUAGCAGCAAGCUCGCCGAGCAGUACGAGGCCUUUGUGCGCUUCAACCUCGAUCAGGUUCAGCGCCGGCCCCCUCCCACGUGCAUGCCGCACUCAAUGGACGCCGAGCACCACAUGCAUCAGGACCUUGUACCCAGCUAUCUGUCCUAAUAACGACGGAAUCGGCGGCGCAGUGUUGCACUGCAAAAUAUAUCAAGACAAACAUAUUUUGGUAUAUGUGAAUAUUAUAUGCGGGAAUAGUGUCCGUACCCUAAUGGAUCAAGAUUGUAAUUGCUUGUGGAAUUUAGCUAUAAACAAUAUUGUGAAAAAAUCAUAGCAGUAUUAGAAAACUGAGUUUCUAAUGCAAAAAACGACUAUCACUGAAAUAAUAAAAUAAUUGUGUUUAUAUAGUAAACUCAUAGGACUAAACCAUUCUGUAGUAAAUACCUAUGGGUAGCUAUGGGGUAUGGGCUAUUUAAUCAUGAACUUUGAUAGGACGUAAUGUCUGACCAUUCCUCUCGUAAGGUAAUCCAAAGUGUUAAAAAGAGAGACGACAUUAUGCCUUGUCGAUAUUCGUGUAUAAAAGGGAUUGAAUAUAUGUAUUUAUUUUCACAAUAUUAUAAUGGCUACAUUCCACAGUUUUGUUUAUGCCACAUGAAACUAGCUUUUAAUGCUUUAGAUAAGGUUCGCUGGAUAAUUGUGUUCAUAGACUGAUGCUCCUGUGUUGGAGCGGUAAAAGGAACUUGUGUUUUGAACGAGUUUCAAACUUAUACACUUUAGCGGUCCCGCAUCUAUGUUUGGGUAAACUGCACUCACUCCUUGCAAAUGUCAGGGGGCGACAAAUUAUAUGUUUAAUUUUCGAAUUACUUGAACUCUUUUAUAUGACAACAAACACUUCAUAUGAUGUUGGACUUUAAUUUCUUUAGAAACUUCUAAAAGAAGGAGAUUCUGAUAUUGAAGGGACUUAAUGUACUUGUGGUGAUAUGGGCUGGAACCGCCUGUAAAGAGACUAUUCACAGCUUCAUUUGCGCCUACAAUUUUUCUAUAACUGCUGUAAUUGUUAAUUGAAAUGCAAACAGGCGCUACGUAUAGAAUUUCUUAUAUCGCGUACACACAGCUAAGUUCAACCUGCUUGGAUAAACCAACAGCUUAUGAAAUAAUGUGUAAACUGGUAAAUUCGGCUGAAUGACAUGCAAACCUUAUUUCUCUUGGUCUUGGAAAUAUAAAGCGUAGUAAAUGAGAGCCUUGCUUUACCUUCUCGUAACUGUAUUGGAAAUAAGUAUGUACAAUUUAAAAAAAUAUCUUCUGAUGACUAAACAAAUGUGGACGCGACUAGAACUUGCAUGAAGCCCUGAAAAAUGCAGAUGUGAAGCCAAGUAUCAUAUUUUGUAUAUUUUUAAAAAUUAACAUGAAUGAUCCUGUAGAAUUUAGAAUAAAACACAUAAUAAAUUCACGCAGAGUGCCUGUUAAGUAAUUGAUGUGGUAAAUUAUAUUUUGCGGAUUAUUUAGCCAUAAUUUUGUUUGAUAUUUUAAUUUUACUUUAGUACUGUCGAAUUAUAGUUGGUAAUUUAUAUUUUCUUGUCCAUAUUGUGUAAAACGUACAAUCGACGUACUCGCACAGAUGCCUCGUGUAUCAGCAUUUGGGAAUUAUUAUCUUUCUAUUUACUUACUUAUUAAAUUCGGACAUGACCUUUCAUCAAUAAAACGUUUACCUAAUAAUCCAUUCUUUUCCUCUAAAUUACUCACUGAUACAUUAAAGGCUUAUUAGGAAAUGAUAAUAUUAGAUUUAUUUAAAUCUUUUAAGUUAUUUUCUCAAUAAUGUAUUCAAUCGUAUUGAAUACACUGCUAGCCCCACUAUGGGGCGCCUUAGUCUGCCCUGUAUUGGUAUUGUACAUUAUUGGGAUUUGUUUUAUAAUUAUUAUUGUUUAGUUAGCGUAACUUUUUAUUGAAUAUAAAAGGAUAAAUUUGUUACCAAGCAUUAUUCAAUAAAAAUGAUAGUAUAGGUUUUUUUAAAUUGUAUUAUCAGCUCAUUAUUAGUAGGUUAUUGGCGUUUAAGAACUGAAAAUAAAUUAGCUAAACACCCAA